AUGUAUGUCUCUAAUAAAAUACAACUAAAUCCCUUUACACUUGAUGCUAACCUUCAUAAUUCAGAUAUGCUAUUAAAAUUCAAUUCUCUCAACUCUAACAUUCUUGCUAGAAAUCCCAUUUUAAAGUAUCAUCUCUAAUUUAUUUAAAUAAGACUCGAAAAUUAAAAACUCUUCUCUGAUCCUACCAUUCUAGGCAGAUAUAAAAAUUAUCGUGGAGCAUCCUCAGAAAUUGCUUAAUAUAUCAAAAAUCUUGAUCCCAUUGUUAGAGCAGCAUUUAUUAUUGAAAAAUCACCCAAUAAUGUUGUAUUUCACUCCUCUCGCAAUUCUAAACCCAAAGAAAAUCUUAAAUAUAGGAUUGAUAAAAUGAACAAUUUUCAAAAAGACGAUACUGAUAAAAAAUAUUACAAUCAACAAAGACGAAGUUGUAGUCCAAGAUUAAAGUUACCUGCUGUCUCAAGAUAUUAUAGAAACCCUCCCAAAAUCUAAAUCUAUCCAUUUGAAUCCAAAACUAUUGAAAUAGAAAACACAAUGUCUCAUUCUCUACAUUACCCUUGA
This is a messenger RNA of Paramecium sonneborni, 555 nucleotides long. NCBI's taxonomy places the organism in Eukaryota, Ciliophora, Oligohymenophorea, Peniculida, Parameciidae. The record is from the annotation of a GenBank genome assembly.